Messenger RNA from Hypomesus transpacificus, 1672 nucleotides. RefSeq names its product ALX homeobox 4a (gene alx4a). The transcript has 4 exons. Gene Ontology annotation, biological process: regulation of transcription by RNA polymerase II. Gene Ontology annotation, molecular function: DNA-binding transcription activator activity, RNA polymerase II-specific; RNA polymerase II transcription regulatory region sequence-specific DNA binding. Bases 3 to 797 code for a protein of 264 amino acids. Lineage: Eukaryota; Metazoa; Chordata; Actinopteri; Osmeriformes; Osmeridae. The record is from RefSeq and is a predicted model, not a curated record.
GAAUGAACGCCGAGACGUGCGUUUCAUACUGCGAUAUGACAUCCAUGGAUUCAUAUUAUAGUCCUUCUGCACCCCAAGGUAGGGAUCACCCGACGAACCCUUUUAGGACAUUCCAAGCGAGUGACACCAAAUACAGCUCCACUUUCCUGCCCAACAAAGGUCAGGCUUACGGAGAAAAGUCACGGAGCCCAUUCCAACAGGAGUGCCAGUCAUUGGAUCCCAUAGCUGGUGAAGGCACCUUUAACAAAUAUCACCUCUACAUGCAGAGGUCCUCUUGUAAAACUACCCCCGAAGGCGGUAAACUGCACCAGGAAAGCGGACACAACGGAGCGCUCAUCCCUUGCUAUGGUGACCUGACCGCCUCGCCUUCUAAGUGGAGGAAGAGAGAACGUUUCGGGCAGAUGCAGCAGGUCCGAACACACUUCUCCACGGCGUACGAACUGCCUCUGCUCACCCGGCCGGAGAACUAUGCACAGAUCCAGAACCCAUCGUGGAUUGGUGGCAGCAGUGCUGCUUCCCCCGUCCCGGGCUGUGUGGUGCCCUGUGACACUGUCACCUCCUGCAUGACCCCUCACCCCCACGCCAGCAGCGGUGUGUCUGACUUCCUGGGCGUGGCCAGCCCUGGGGGCCACAUGGGACAGACACACAUGGGCAGCUUGUUCGGGGGGCCCCAGGGGGUAGGCACGGGCAUCAACGGAUACGACCUCAACAUGGACCCUGACCGCAAGUCCUCCAGCAUCGCCGCCCUGCGCAUGAAGGCCAAAGAGCACAGCGCUGCCAUCUCCUGGGCAACAUGAUGCCCCCGGAGCGGGAAGGACAGGGGCCCCUUGGAACCUCUGGAGCCCCAGAGUCCAGAACAAGCCGUCCACAACAGAGAUAGGUGGGGAUCUGUGUGCCACUGUAACAGCAAUAGUGAUGACCUAGAAUAAUGAUGAUAAAAAGCCAUAGAAAAGCCCAUAGCCAACUGCUGGGUGCUGCAACUCACUGAAGAGGAAUGGACAAGCCUCUGGCCUCAUUGCCUUAUGAAUGCCUGACACAGUGGACUGGUCGUGUGAUGGACGACAAUUACAGUUGAAGUAGGAAUCUUUCCAUCAGAAGACAAAUGGAUUGGCGGCUUGCUGGGAACAACUUGUGGUACAGUGAUCAUAAUUUCAACUAAGGAAAACCAAAGGAAAAAAGUUGAUUCAAACCAAUCCCUGCACUUAUUCACAACAUACAGGAAAUGCUGUAACACACAUAUUAUUGAGUGCUGAAAUGGCUUUUCUGUUCAGGUGUUGUUAUAUUUGAUUGUUCUUUUCUAGUAUUUAAGUUUUAAGUGUGUUUUUCUCUGGAUAAUUUAGCUUUUGGUUUUGUCACAGAAUCUAUCCUCCCGCAAAGCACAUACAUAUUAAUGCAGGACUUAUGCAGAUUGAACUAACAUCUCCACAAUGUCUUGGCAACAGUCAAAUACAAAACAAAGCACAAAGACUACUUUUUCAUAGUUAAAAUAUUUGAAAAUAUCAGAACUUUCCAUGAGAGAUGAAGAGCAUUGUUUAUUUUCAGUGUUUGGGACAGAGACAGACAGCCAGACAGACAACCAGACAACCAGACAGAUAGACAAGACAGCCAUAAAGACACAGAAAGACAGACCCUUGACAGACUGCCCCUUUGACUUGACCAGCCUGUUACAGGG